Hyalella azteca is the source of this 1170-nucleotide messenger RNA. It is a transcript of the gene mRpL14, whose product is annotated as 39S ribosomal protein L14, mitochondrial. The transcript is spliced from 4 exons. Gene Ontology annotation, molecular function: structural constituent of ribosome. NCBI's taxonomy places the organism in Eukaryota, Metazoa, Arthropoda, Malacostraca, Amphipoda, Hyalellidae. The coding region runs from base 214 to 678 and encodes 154 amino acids. The record is from RefSeq and is a predicted model, not a curated record. Gene Ontology annotation, biological process: translation. Gene Ontology annotation, cellular component: mitochondrion; ribosome.
UCGGCAAUGUUUAAAUUAAACUUAACAGAUCACACUGUUAAGUUUAACACAAGUUCAAUUUCUCCUCGGCAAUGUUGUCAAGCUAAUAGUAAAUGCCGCUAAUCCGCGGGCUGCAACAGAUCGUUAAUUCGCCACUUCAUUGCAAUCGGCGUUUAAUGCACACAAUUGAGCCGGUGUUUGUUGUACAAAUUAAUAUUGAAGUCAACUAUAAACAUGUUUUCUCUCAAAAAAUGUUGUCGUAUCACUCCACAACUACAAGUGGUGGGAAGCAGAAGUGUGCACUGCUCUUACACCACAAGACAAGUCUGUAAGAUGACUCGGGUGAGAGUGGUUGACAACAGUGAGAUCGGCAAGGCUGCCAUGUUGGAUGGGAAACCUCCUAAAAUUAUCCAUAUUUAUUCAAAGAUAAAGUACGGUGUCACAGGGGAUAAAGUGCUUGUCACCGUCAAAGGGGAAAUGAAGAAAGCUAUCAUAGUUGGCUGCCAUCAAGAACAGAAAGCUUUCAUCCCAAAAUUUGACAGCAAUAAUGCAGUACUUGUAGAUGAAAAUGGAUCACCACUCGGCACCCGCAUCCUCGCGCCCAUACCCACCUUCCUGCGCAAGAAACUGAAGGAAAUGAGCAGAUCUAAGGGGGCAGACUACACCAAGCUGCUCUCUAUCGCCACUAGAUAUGUUUGAAUAUAGUUAUUACACGUAAAAGUAUUUCGGUAACAGGGCAAGGGCGCAAUGAGUGUUUUUUUUUGAGAAGUUCACAAUGCGUAAUUUUUUGUCUGGAUGCGCAGAACUUAAGCAGAACCUAUUUCUAGAGGGGAAAGACUAGUCGAAUAAAAUUUUCCUGCGGUUUUGUUAUCAAAAUUUUAGAAUUCAAAUUGGGGGAUAAGAAAUGGCUUGCUUACUCUCUUGUUACGCUCUAGUUCUCUCUAAGCGAGAUGAGUCUAGUCAUUACGAACUUCGAACAUAGAUUUUUCAGAGCGUCAACCCCGGCACAAUGAGUAUGUUGUCUUUCGCCCAGUUUAUUUUCUCUGUUGUUCUAUGAUCAAUUACAUUGCUUGCCUUAAAUGCAGCCCUUAGAAUCGUGCCAUGCCAUUUGUGUAUUUAUCUCAUGCGUUUCAUUGUUGAAUUUCUGUAAUUAUUAAGAAAAACUUUAGUUCAGUAAAUAAUUUUAAUGUA